Molecule: messenger RNA, 1626 nt
Organism: Phaeodactylum tricornutum CCAP 1055/1
Lineage: Eukaryota; Bacillariophyta; Bacillariophyceae; Surirellales; Neidiaceae
Exons: 4
Biological process (GO): translational elongation
Molecular function (GO): translation elongation factor activity; GTP binding; GTPase activity
Source: RefSeq, a predicted model, not a curated record
GGUAACACGGAAUACAAACGACGUGUUCAAGCUACAAAUCCGGCACGGCUGCGAUCUCUAGCCACUCAGAUGUCCUACCGUAUGGACGAGGGCAACGGUAUCGGCGUGUACCGUGUCGGUGUCGAAGAUGAUGGUUGUCACUCAUUAUUGCCCUACGCCGACAUCGCGGAAUCGUGUAGGGUAUUGGAGUGCCUUGCUCGCUCACUGAAUGCGGUAGUUCGGGAACGCAAAAUGGUUCAAGGCGAAGUAGAUUUGGGUGAGGAUGGGAAUGCUGUGGCUUGUGCUAAAUCAGUGUAUCCCGUGACAACAUUGUCGGCACGGAAUAUUCGUGUUGCAGUUGUUGGAAACGUCGAUGCAGGCAAGUCGACUCUGAUUGGGACAUUGACGACAUCCUGUUUGGACGACGGUCGCGGCAAAUCGCGUACUUCGAUUAUGAAGCACCGUCACGAGAUCGAAAGCGGCCGUACCUCGACGGCGACGACACACCUGAUGGGAUUUCGGUCUUCUGGCCAACCAAUUACUGGUCGUGACCAAGUCCGUGGGAGCAAACGCAAGACUGAAGAUGAAGUUGCGCGCGAGUCUUAUAGAGUUAUUACACUAAUGGACUUGGCGGGGCAUGAGAAAUAUCUCAAGACAACAAUUCACGGUGUUUCCUCAGGGUUCGCGGAUUAUUCACUAAUUUUGGUCAAUAGCCGUCACCCUCCGACACAUAUGACACAGCACCAUCUGAAUCUUUGUUGUAGUUUUGGUAUUCCCGUAAUUGUGGUGUUUACAAAGAUCGACGGCUGUCCUGAGCAUGCUUUCAAAACGUCAAAAGACGAAGUGAUGAAGAUGCUACGUUCACCGGAGAUUGGAAAAAAGCCCUUCGCCGUCCGCAAUGAAGCAGAUAUUGAGACAGUGAUUGAAAAACUACACACUCUGGCACCCAUGAUAGAGACUUCAUGUGUCACAGGAGAAGGUGUGGAUCUGUUGCAGAAGAUGUUGUUUGCUUUACCAAAACGCCGGCGUCACGAGAAUAAGGCCAAGCGCACUUUUGAGUUUUUGGUGGAAGACAUUUUCAAUGUACCCGGUGUUGGUGCAGUGGUUUCAGGCUUUGUGAACGCAGGACAGCUUCAGGUAGGGUCAAAUUGCCAUGUCUAUGUCGGGCCUACCGAUGAUGGAAGCUUCAUGAAGACGGUUGCCAAGUCGGCUCACAUCGCACGCAUCAACACGGCCCACGUUACUGCUGGCCAGUCUGCGUGUUUGGCCCUUGCCUUGAACAAAGAUAUGAAGCGUCGACUACGGCGCGGAAUGGUAGUCUUGGAGGAGAGCCCAACCUCUACACGCCAGUUCGACGCCGAAAUUUGUGUCCUCAAGGGAGAAGGAACUACAAUACGUCGAUCGUACCAGGCCUACGUCCAUAUUCUUAACGUGCGACAGAGUGCUUUUGCGAAAAGUAUCGAAAUAGAAGCUGGGUCGAUUGUGCUUCGUCCGGGUUCUCGUGCUAAAGUGAAGUUUGAAUUCAGUCAACGUCCGGAGUACAUUCGCCCCGGAAUGCGAAUGCUUUUCCGUGAUGGCCGUGUCCGUGGUGUAGGGAUCAUAACUGCAGUACCCGAUUCAGGACCUGCUCCAAUAAUUGUCAAGUAG